AUGGAUCAAAAUCCAGAUUCCGAGCAGGCAAAUCAUGAUAUUACAGAACAACAGCCACAAUCUAGCGCUGAAGAGACGGUCGCUGAAAGAAGUCUUGUGUAUUUGUAUCCCAUGGACACAGAAGUUGUGGAUUCAGGUGGUGUGGAACGCUGCAGAAAGGAAGAUCCCCGUUCGACUGGGUAUGUCGUUUCAACCUCCAUGUUACUCAACAGUGGCAUGAACCCGACGGAUUUUGUCACGGAAGAUGAUCUACUGGAACAUUUGGCCGAGAGAUUUUUGUGUAAAUAUUCUAUCCAUUUUGAAUUCAACCGAGAUUCCCAAGGAUGUGCUGCGUUGGAUUGCAAACUUGGCAUCACCAGUCGAGGUGACACCGUCGGUGUCCUCAACUUCGAGGAGAAGAUGUCCCAAUAA
Molecule: messenger RNA, 411 nt
Organism: Opisthorchis viverrini
Lineage: Eukaryota; Metazoa; Platyhelminthes; Trematoda; Opisthorchiida; Opisthorchiidae
Exons: 4
Coding region: 1-411 (136 amino acids)
Source: RefSeq, a predicted model, not a curated record